UCAAAACCAAACAAAAAAUCCCCGAACCCUCAAAAUCCAAAAUCCCCUGUUUUCCCCGACUUAACAAUGAGCAGUAAACAAAUGAGUCCUUCUUCAGAAACAGAGUCUUCCACCACUUCAUCUUCUUCCUCAGACUCAAACAAAAAACCCAAACGAAUCAACAACAAUUCCACUUCCAAUUCAAAACACCCACUUUACAGAGGCGUUCGUAUGAGAAAUUGGGGGAAAUGGGUAUCUGAAAUUCGAGAACCAAGGAAGAAAUCCCGCAUUUGGUUAGGAACUUUUCCCAGCCCUGAAAUGGCUGCUCGAGCUCAUGAUGUUGCAGCUCUAAGCAUCAAAGGAAAUUCCGCUAUUCUUAAUUUCCCUGAUCUUGUUCAUCUUCUUCCUCGCCCUGUUUCUCUUGCUCCUCGUGAUGUUCAAGCCGCCGCCGCUAAAGCUGCCCAUAUGCAUAAUCUUUCAUCUAAUACUAAUCAUAGUACUAACAAUAAUAAUAAUACUAAUUCCUCCUCUGCUUUCUCCGAUGAACUUACUGAGAUCGUUGAGUUACCCAGUCUUGGAACGAGUUAUGACGGUGGUGGUGGUGGUGGUGAGUUUGUGUUUGUUGACUCGGAAUUGGAAUCGGGUGCGUGGCUUUACGCGCCGCCGUGGCUUCAGAGCUUGGAGGAAGAUUGUCAUGAUGAUAAUGGGGAUUGUGGUAAGUUGGGAAUGGGAUUUCUUUCUAAUGGGUUUAAAGGGUUUUUGUGGGAUUAUUGAAAAAUCUAUUGUAUUUUACUUUCCUCUGUUUUGUUCUGUUCUGUUCAUCAACUUUUUUUUUUUUUUUUUUUGCCACUUCUUCUUCAGUUCUUAAGGUUUAUAUUUCUCGAAAUGUUUUUUUUUUGCUUUUCAGUCCUUUUGGUUUUUCUUUCAAAGGGCUUGAAAAACUCUGUUUUUCUCUCUUGUUGGCCUUAUUUUUCUCUCUUCUUCAAUGCAUACAACUGUACAGUGUUGACUGUUGAAAUGAAAUGAAAUCAAUUCCCUCUUCUUUUU
This is a messenger RNA of Benincasa hispida (wax gourd), 1026 nucleotides long. Lineage: Eukaryota; Viridiplantae; Streptophyta; Magnoliopsida; Cucurbitales; Cucurbitaceae. The record is from RefSeq and is a predicted model, not a curated record.